Molecule: messenger RNA, 321 nt
Organism: Adineta ricciae
Lineage: Eukaryota; Metazoa; Rotifera; Eurotatoria; Adinetida; Adinetidae
Source: the annotation of a GenBank genome assembly
AUGACAAGCACAAUUCCAGCACAUUCUCACAUUGUUAAUGAUCCAGGACACAAUCACGGUGGAUCAACAGAUUCCAGUACAACAUCCUACCUUUCUUAUUCUGGUACUGCUGUCUCCUUCUAUCUAUACUCUGGAUCUUAUGUUUCUGCUUCGACUCAUUCACAUUCAAUACAAACCGAUUACACAAAUAUUAUCUUAGAGGCGAAUGGAAGUCAUACACAUACAAUAAAUGGAACAACAGGCUCAACAGGAAUGGGUCAACCAUUCAACAUAAUGCCUCCUUAUCAAACAGUUCAUUAUAUUAUUCGAGCAAACUUAUAA